Molecule: messenger RNA, 3535 nt
Organism: Lytechinus pictus (painted urchin)
Lineage: Eukaryota; Metazoa; Echinodermata; Echinoidea; Temnopleuroida; Toxopneustidae
Product: autophagy-related protein 16-1-like
Exons: 16
Coding region: 1-1803 (600 amino acids)
Biological process (GO): autophagosome assembly
Cellular component (GO): autophagosome membrane
Molecular function (GO): protein binding
Source: RefSeq, a predicted model, not a curated record
AUGGCGCUCAAUGUCAACAUGGCGACUUCCAUGGACCCUUCGAUGUCAUGGAAAAAGACGAUACAAAUGCGGGUAAGGAGAAGAAACGAAAGGGAAAGUCUUCCAUUCAAGUCACUGAUCGAAACACAUAUCAAAUUUUCCAACCAGAUUGAGGCAUCCCGCUCACAGAAUGUCCAGCUCCAGGUCCAGGUGGAGCGCCUCCAGCAGGAGAACACAGAGCUCCAGUCCAAAGGACUCUCAAGCCCUGGCCCGGUUGAGAACCUUGGAAAAGGCAGCGCAGCGUACCGCCAUCUAGAACAAAAGUGCUUCAAGCUAAACGAAGAACUCACUGAUGUGCACAGAAAGAAAGGGGAGAAUGCUCAGCAACUGAUAGACCUUACAGCUGUACUCAAAACAAAGGAAACAGAGUUACAGAAGAAUGAAGAAAGUUUGAAUGAAGCCCUUAUCAGAGUUGGUGCUUAUGAAGAUGAAAUUAGGAAUCUGGAAACAGCUGUUCUAGAACUUAGAAAAACAAAUGAGAACUUAAAAGAUGAACUACAGAACAUGACGUUACUCUGCACCAAGAACGAGGAGGCCCUCUACAAACUUCAAGCGGAGAACGCAGAGCUCGUCACAAGGGUGAUGGACGAGAAGGGAAGGGAUGCAGACCGUCUCAACAGCACCAAUGCUAUCAUCCAGGAAGUUCUGAAUGACAAGUUAAAGAAAGAAUUAGAGGAAGCUGCUUCAGAGAAGCCUACACCAAAACAAGAAUCACGAAGCAGUGCUGCCGCUACUGCCCCGGAAAACAAAAUAUUUCGCAGAUCACCGAGUUGGAUGAUGAAAUUUGGGCCAGGUUCGAUGUCAGCAUCCACUCUUCCAAGGGGCCCCAUCUUGCCACCCCCUAUCUCCUUCGUCAUGAGUGUGCCCGACAAAAAUAUUGCCCAGUUUGAAGCACACGAUGGCGAGGUUCACACCGUCAAGUUCUGUCCUUCAGGGAAUUUCUUUGCCACGGGUGGUGCCGACAGACAACUCAAACUUUGGGAAUUCUUAAAUAAUUCUUGUCAAAAUCGAGGUGUACUUCUCGGGAGCAACCUUGCGGUGACGUGUAUCGACUUCGAUGAUCAAGAGCAGCUCAUUCUUGGGGCAGCCAACGACUGCGCUAUCAGGAUAUGGGGGACGCAUGAUCAUAGGUUACGGCAAACGUUAACGGGCCAUAGCAAUAAAGUUUUAGCUGCAAAAUUCCUCAGCGAUCCCAACAAGUUUGUUUCUGGAAGCCAUGACAGGACACUCAAGAUUUGGGAUCUCAAAAGUAGAGCAUGUACACGAACAAUGUUCGCAGGUUCCAUGUGCAACGAUCUAGUAACAAGUGAUGGUGCCGGCACCAAUAUUAUCAGCGGUCAUGUCGACAAAAAGAUCAGGUUCUGGGAUGCAAGAUCAAAUGCAAGAACAAAAGAGAUCCAACUCAAUGGUAAGGUGACCUCACUUGACCUUUCACCCGACCGGCAAUUCUUAUUAUCUUGUACGAGAGAGGACACAUUAAAGAUUGUAGAUCUUCGCAUGUAUCAAGUUAUCACGUCCUGUAGUGCGGAAGGCUUCAAUGUGGGGUGUGACUAUACCAGAGCGGCCUUCAGCCCUGACGGUGAAUACGUGACGGCGGGCUCACAAGAUGGAUCAAUAUUCUACUGGAAGGCAAAGAGCGGAGAGAUAGAGAAACAGAUCAAGGAUCACAAGGGACCAGUGAUAUGUGUUUCAUGGCAUCCGUCCGGCAGGCAACUCAUCAGCUGCGAUAGAGCCAAGAAUGUCAUACUCUGGGCCGACUUUUGAUAGGAACUGAACUAGUCCAGGAUCUGGACUGACUUUUGAUUGGAACAUGACCUGGUCCAGGAUCUGGACUGUCUUUUGAUUGGAAUAGGACCUGAUCCAGGAUCUGCACUGACUUUUGAUAGGAACAGCUCCAAGAUUUGGGCCGACUUUUGAUAGGAUCAGGACCUGGUCAAGGAUCUGUGUCAAGUCCAUUCAUCAGAACGAUUUGUCUUUCAGGUGUAGCAAUAUCCAUUCACCACCGCUUAUGGAAGAGAAAUUUGACAAAGCUUCGACCCGUCCAAGACUCUUAUACAUUGGGCCAACAUUCACUGAGAGCGAAAAUAGGUCCAGCUCCUGUUCCAAGAUACUGUACCUUUGGGCCAAAUUCAGAUUCUUAUAUAGCAAUUCAUUAUUGACCACAGACCUAAUUUAUACUGCUAUUUUCUGAUCUGAGGAUACUGUAUGUCUAUAAUACUGAAUCAAGGCAAACUUCACAGGACCCUGAAAUGAAAUACAACUCCAUAAAUAAAAAAAUUUAAUUUCAACAAAUAAGAAGGGCACAGUAAGGACUUGCGUAUCAUCGUUAAUUUGUGUAUAAAAUAUAAUUCUUGUUGCAAUGAACCACAAUGUCCUGCAUCUGUCCAUUCUACUUAAGCUGAAUAUCAGGCUUUCUGAUCCAGUGUAAUGAUGCUGUCUCUGAUCUAUGGUCAGUCCUCUUAUUGCAAUGAGUAGGGUAUCAGAUGACAUGCACCCCAAAUUCAUGACAAAAAGUGAGAAUAUCACCAAUCCUACAUGUACAAUCUCACAAAAAUUAUUUUAAAAAGCAACUUUCUUUCGGAGUAGAGCACUGGUUAGAAUUAGUUUUAACCACGCCUCUCUAAACAGUCAAUAUUUAGGUCUUAACCAAAACUGUUAUGUUGCCCUCAUCCGACCCGCGGUAAAAUGUGAAAAAAAAACAGGGUCGCUAUUUUUCAUAUAUUAUUUUCAGCAGACCAAAAAUAAACAAACGUAAUGGAUAUUUAAAGAAAAAGUCGUAUUUGAGCAAAGAAUUUGUUCAACUUUGUAUUCAGUGGAUUAAAAAAGUACUUUGAUGUGACAAAAUGUGUGGCAGGGAGAUAAUUAUUGCUUCAGGCGAUUUCUCCCCUGAACUGCUAAAAAACCCUGGAAAAGGAAAAAAAAAGUAGCCCUGCCAUAUCCCCAUUCGCUGCAAUAUUGGAGCUUAUCCAAUGUAGCAGAUUUAUGCAGUAGGUUGGGAAAUAUGCAGCUUUCAUAGAAAGUCCAUAGGAGGGCAAGGUAGUUUUGUGAAAAAUCACCUUUGAAGCAUUUUCAAUAAUAGGGAAAUUUUAAGGGUAUCAAGGCCAUCGAAGUGGGCACCUAUAAAAGCAAUUAAAUUCAUCGCCUUCGGUCAACGCUAGCCCUGGGAAUAUGUAAAUUGUCAUUUAGUUUAGAUUUUUCUCUCAAGUGCUAUGAAUGGACUAUUUGUCUUAAAAUCUUAAAGGGACUUUGCAUGACAGGAGGAGAGUGCUUUGAAAGUUUUCAGUAUUAUGUGCAAAUUAUAGAGCAUAAAUUUGAGUACUUUAUUUAGCAAGUAUAUUAUAUUUACUUCCUUCAAAAUUAGUAUUUAUAUAGCGACUUUCAAUUCGUAUUAUUCUUGAGUAAUUUGCAAAGGAAUUUUCCUUUCAUGAGUUUUGCAUAUUUUUGCACAAUUUUCAGUAUUAGAAUGAGAAUUACCAGUGGCAGAUCUUUUUGUGUG